Molecule: messenger RNA, 282 nt
Organism: Soboliphyme baturini
Lineage: Eukaryota; Metazoa; Nematoda; Enoplea; Dioctophymatida; Soboliphymatidae
Source: the annotation of a GenBank genome assembly
AUGCACAACGGACACAACCCGUGUUCAUUAUUAAAACGCAAGCACAUCACCGACGAUGAGAACGACCUAAGUAUGGAGCAGGAUCAAGAAGCUCUUGGAAUCGACUGGGCUCUUUCUCAACGCACAUCAGAGCAGUCACAUUUUAAGAACCAACCACCUUACCUGUGGAAGUGUCAGGAACAUCGCUGUGUGCGUGAGGGAGCAGAGUUUGUUCGGUGGUUGGCGGGUGUUCUUCGGUCGAUGGUGGUUGUUCGAUUCGACCUGCGGUUUCAGACGGAAUAA